AUGGCGUUGCAACAAAGGGAAAUUGACUGUCAACGUCAAGAGCCACCAAGUGCACCACCACAACAAGGCCCAAACUCAAGUCAUCCACCUCAACUGGCAAGUCCUCUAAGGCUGGAGCAACCUCAUACUGCUCAAAAGGAUAUUCCAUUUCAAGAUCUUGAGCAGCAACCACCUCCUCAUACUGGCCGAGAUAAUCCUCAGCGUCAAAGGCAUAAUAGGGCGAGGAAGCCUCCCCAAAGCCCUAGACGCCAAACUGCUGAUGAACUGAAUCCUCCGAGCAAGGGACAGCGUCCUUCUGCUAACAAAAGGCAUGCCGAGUCCGGCUCUGCGGUCAGGGACCACCCAAGACAUAAUAAUGUCCGAGGACCCACCGACCAACGCAAGCCUCCUCCUGACGCUCGAGAGGUACCAGCAAGAGGAGGGAAUAGUGCGACCAGCAGGUCGCGCCAUAGCCAAUCACAUUUUAGGGACGGUCCUGAUUACAAUGAAGUUGAUUCCGGCAGGGGAAAUGCUGGUCGAGAGCAAGGAGAGAAUGGUGGAGAAAAGAAUCCCCUACCAAGAGAAAAUAGGCCUGUGAUCUAG
Molecule: messenger RNA, 582 nt
Organism: Humulus lupulus (European hop)
Lineage: Eukaryota; Viridiplantae; Streptophyta; Magnoliopsida; Rosales; Cannabaceae
Exons: 2
Coding region: 1-582 (193 amino acids)
Source: RefSeq, a predicted model, not a curated record